This is a messenger RNA of Oryzias latipes (Japanese medaka), 4720 nucleotides long. RefSeq names its product ribosomal protein S6 kinase, polypeptide 5 (gene rps6ka5). Gene Ontology annotation, molecular function: ATP binding; magnesium ion binding; protein serine/threonine kinase activity. The record is from RefSeq and is a predicted model, not a curated record. Gene Ontology annotation, biological process: intracellular signal transduction; protein phosphorylation. Lineage: Eukaryota; Metazoa; Chordata; Actinopteri; Beloniformes; Adrianichthyidae.
UCAACAUUUUAAUAAGAAAAUUAUUAUUUUAGCGUUUUAGAAAUAAAAAUAUCAGAAAAAAAGAACCGACGAGGCGCAUUUGAACGCAGCACAAAGAAGGCGGCACCAUUGGUUGCCACCAUGCGAAGAACCAAUCAGAGGUCAGAGUUGAACAUCGCAACACCAAUCAGCGGCGAGGGCCGGUCUGACCGCGGAGGUAGUGGUCUGGCUGUUCGCUGGAAGGGCUUCAGGGACAUCCUCCAGCCCGUUCCGCCGCCGAACUCGCCGCCGGACGGGCCGGCCUUCAUGGACGUUCCCUUCGUUUUCAUCCCGCGCGGAAAAACCCUGCGAACCUCCGAGGAAGCGAAUCCCCCUUGAGCGACACGUAACCGCGAUGCCAUCCCCGAUGGAGGGGUCCUCUGAAGAAGGGGGUGACCUGUUCACCGUCAAGCACGAGCUGAGGAACGCAAACCUGACGGGUCACGUGGAGCGGGUCGGCAUGGAGAACUUUGAGCUGCUGAAGGUCCUGGGUACCGGAGCGUACGGGAAAGUGUUCCUGGUCAGGAAGGUGAGCGGCCACGACGCCGGGAAGCUGUACGCCAUGAAGGUGCUGAAGAAGGCCACCAUCGUGCAGAAGGCCAAGACGGCCGAACACACGCGCACGGAGCGCCAAGUGCUGGAGCACAUUCGCCAGUCCCCCUUCCUCGUGACCCUCCACUACGCCUUCCAGACCGACACCAAGCUGCACCUCAUCCUGGAUUACGUGAACGGCGGGGAGCUCUUCACUCACCUGGUGCAGAGGGUUCGCUUCAAGGAGCAGGAGGUGGCGCUCUACAGCGGGGAGAUCGUCUUGGCCCUGGAGCAUCUCCACGCGCUCGGGAUCGUCUACCGGGACCUAAAGCUGGAGAACGUCCUCCUGGACUCCAACGGCCACAUCGUUCUCACCGACUUCGGCCUCAGCAAAGAGUUUGAUCAGGCCGAGCGGGCGUUCUCCGUCUGUGGAACCAUCGAGUACAUGGCUCCGGAAAUCGUUGAAGGAGGAAAGUCUGGACACGACAUGGCGGUGGACUGGUGGAGCCUCGGCGUGUUGAUGUACGAGCUUCUGACGGGCGGGUCGCCCUACACCGUGGACGGGGGCGAGAACUCUCAUUCGGACAUCGCCAGGAGGAUCCUAAAGAAGGACCCCCCCUUCCCCAAAGACAUGGAUCCUUCCGCCAAAGACUUGAUCCAGCGCCUCCUCACCAAAGACCCGACGAAGAGGCUGGGUUCCGGUCCCGACGGGGCGGAAAACGUGAAGAAGCAUCCCUUCUAUCAGAACAUCAGCUGGGAGGACCUGGCGGCGAAGAAGGUCCCGGCCCCGUUCAAGCCCGUCAUCCGGGACGAGCUGGACGUCAGCAACUUCGCGGAGGAGUUCACGGAGAUGGACCCCACCUACUCCCCCGCGGCGCUGCCCCAGAACUGCGACCGCAUCUUUCAGGGUUACUCCUUCAUGGCGCCGUCCAUCCUCUUCAAGAGGAACGUGGUGAUGGACGACCCCAUCCAGCUGUGCGGGGGGGCGGACAGGCCCGGGUCGGCGGCGGUGGCGCGCAGUUCCAUGAUGAAGGACUCCCCUUUCUACCUGAACUACGACAUGGACCUGAAGGACAGCGCUCUGGGGGAGGGAAGCUUCUCCAUCUGCAGACGCUGCACCCACAAGAAGACCGGACAGAAGUACGCCGUCAAGAUCGUCAGCAAGAGGAUGGAGGCUCAGACUCAGCGGGAAAUCGCCGCUCUGAAGCUCUGUGACGGCCAUCCCAACAUCGUGAAGCUACACGAGAUCUACCACGACCAGCUCCACACCUUCCUGGUCCUGGAGCUGCUGGGGGGCGGAGAGCUGCUGGAGCGCAUCCGCAGGAAGCAGCACUUCAGCGAGACGGAGGCCAGCCGCAUCAUGCGCAGGCUGGUGUCUGCGGUCAGCCACAUGCACGACGUGGGCGUGGUGCACCGGGACCUGAAGCCAGAGAACCUGCUCUUCACAGAUGAGAGUGAGAACUCGGGGAUAAAAAUCAUAGACUUUGGCUUUGCUCGUCUCAAACCACCAGACCAGCAGCUGCUGAAGACGCCCUGCUUCACGCUGCAGUACGCCGCUCCCGAGAUCCUCAAGUACGACGGCUACGACGAGUCCUGCGACCUGUGGAGUCUGGGGGUCAUUCUGUACACCAUGCUGUCCGGACAGGUGCCCUUCCAGUGUCAGGAGCCCACCCUGACCCACACCAGCGCCGAGGAGAUCAUGAAGAAGAUCAAGCAGGGAGACUUUUCCUUUGAGGGGGAGGCGUGGAGGAACGUGUCCCAGCAGGCCAAAGACCUCAUUCAAGAGCUGCUGACCGUGGAUCCAAACAAGAGGAUCAAGAUGUGUGGUCUGCGCUACAACGCGUGGCUGCAGGACGACAGCCAGCUGUCCUCCAACCCGCUCAUGACGCCGGACGUCCUGGCGUCCUCCACCGCCACCGUGCACACCUGCGUCAAAGCCACCUUCAACGCGUUCAACAAGUGCAAGCGGGAAGGCUUCCGCCUCCAAACCGUGGACAAGGCGCCGCUCGCCAAGAGGAGGAAAAUGAAGAAGACGAGCACGAGCACGGAGACGCGCAGCAGCUCCAGCGAGAGCACACACUCCUCCUCCUCCUCCUCCCAGUCUCAGGAGAAGACUUCUCCGGAAGACGCCCACCCUCACAGCACCCCGGUCAGCCCUCCCGUCACCCUGGUAACGGACUCCGAGGCCCCACCGGGACCCCCCGCCUUCCAUUUCUCAGAGGGACAGUGAGGCAGAGCGGGGGGGAUGCAGCGGAGCGGCCCGUCCUCCUCAGAAGUAGUUAAGCUUUCCUCUGACUCACAAGUGACCUGUUCAGGGGCGGAGCUUCCCUGUUCUUUGAGGAGAACCGGGCUGGCCUGCUGACCCGGGUCAGAUGGACCCCAAGGUACCGUCAUCUGCUCCCAAAGUCAAAGAAGGGAAGGUGUCAGAUUUUUACAAGCAUUUUCCAAACUGAACUUUACUUAUAAACAGAUUUAUUGUUCAUUUAUUUCUGCUGGAUGGAAGCGCCGAGUCCGAUCAGAACCAGAACCGGCAGUCCCUGUUUUUCCUCUGGACUUAUUCCAAACCCAAAUGAUGAUUCAUCUGUGAGAUUUCACAUGAAGAUGGUCAGAUUAUCACAGGGGGGUGGGGGUGGGGCGGGUCCAGAUCGACAGCAGAACCAUCUGGACUGAAGUUGUUCUGUGAAGGUUGUUCUGCAGCGCUGCCCCCUGCUGGUGACCUCUGAUGCGGCGGCGCUCAGAUCUCAGUCCAGAGUCUGGACUUUGACCCACAGCAGAGGUUCUGACCGGGUUCAGUCUGAACAUUUCAUGGGCUCCACGCAGAACCAGACCCGUUUAAACAGAAUCCCCAGAAUUUAGCGACCUGCUGGUAGAGUGUCUGACCUGAAACUGUGCGGUGGGUUUGAAUCCACUGUGGACUACCGCAUGGGGGGGGGGGUGUUUCAGGAUGAAACGGCUGCUGAGACUCUGCAGGCUACAGGCAGCCCCCCCCCCCCCAUGUUGGUAUCAAACCCGGUCCAGUCAACGUCUGUCAUCCAGAGAAGCUCCGUCAUGUUUGGGCGCCGGCGGAAAGGCGGCGUUUCUGCCACGUUUGCUCGUCCCGAUCAAACUUCAGUCACCGCUGUACUUUGAGCAGAAACGGAGAAACAAAAAGCUCUUUUCUCCUCAGAGGAGCAGGAACGGCUGCUUCUGAAGACUACAAAGCCCUCGUCUUCCUCUGCUGGCGGCGGUUCCCCGCUGCCGCCUCAUUAAGCCUCUUUCCUUUUGUUUGGGUGUAUUAAUAGCUCAAGUGGAGGAAGAGGAAGAGUGUCCUAAAUUGAGCUCUCCUCUGGGAGCCAGCCUCCAUUAGCUGCUGCGCUGCACUGAGAAGAAAGGAGCGGCUCCUCCGUCCCUGCAGGGCCCGGCUCAGCCCAGCGGCACCGGGACCCGCGUGAAGGAGGAGAAACGGAGGAUGGUUCUGAUUGGAGCUCCUGCGGCCUCCUUUUCUCCCCCUGAAACCUGUUUUAGGUCAUCCGACUGGAAGCGGGUCAGAACCUUCAGAGACAUGGAGCUGCAGCCCUGAGACACUUCAGGGUCCUGCUGACCCAGUAAAUCCGGGUCUCAGUUUAGCUCAGAUCUCCUGAAUCAAUGAAGCUCCUGUCCAUGUUGGUGGUUCAGAAGGUCCGUUUGGUGCAAGACAACCCGACCGGGCUGAAGGCCGAAUGGACGGUGGAGGAUCAUCCGUUUUCUGAGGGUUCCUUCCUCUGAAAGCUCCUCCUCUGCUCUCCAGGGGCGAAGCUUUUCUGAACAGACACAUCUGUACAGUCUGGUUCUGGUUCUGGUCAGGAUCGGAUCUGCUGAGAUGAUCAGUAAGGACAUUUCUGCAGCCAGAAUUUGUCAAAGGAACGAUUCCUCCUGCAGAGUCCGCCACUAGAGGGCAGUGUUUGACAAAGUAUGGAAGAGGCCGUGAAAUAAGAGUUUAACUGUAAAACUGUGAGUUCAGGAAAAAUGGAUUUAAGGAAAGAGAAGCUUCUGGAAAAAGCAUAUAAAAAUGUUUAAAAGGGAUUAACUGUGUUAGAAACAGUGUGAAAUAUUAUAAAGUUUAAAUGAAAAUAAGUUGUUUUUGCUGAAGAGGAAACCUUUACGCUUUUCUCUCUUGUAAAGUAAUUUAUUUUUAAUAAAUUUAUAAUAAUGA